Gopherus flavomarginatus (Mexican gopher tortoise) is the source of this 750-nucleotide messenger RNA. Its product is annotated as TLC domain-containing protein 5-like. Bases 13 to 750 code for a protein of 245 amino acids. The record is from RefSeq and is a predicted model, not a curated record. Gene Ontology annotation, cellular component: membrane. The transcript has 2 exons. NCBI's taxonomy places the organism in Eukaryota, Metazoa, Chordata, Testudines, Testudinidae.
GUCCAUUCUAGGAUGAUGCUCUCCAUCAUUUUCCAGGUGACCUGCAGCUUGACUGCCUGGCUUUCCCUCUACGCCGGUUUCUGCUAUUGGAAUGAGCACCGUACUUAUGAGUGGAGCUGCCGGCUGGUCUCUCUGAUGCAUGGGGUCAUUGUCACCUGCCUCUCUGGCUACGUUGCUCUUAUUGAUGGCCCCUGGCCUCUAACUCACGCAGGGACACCAAACACGCCUCUCCAGGUCCGUGUGCUGUGCUUUACCUUGGGUUACUUUAUCUUUGACCUCAGCUGGUUCAUGUAUUUCAAGACGGAAGGAGAUCUCAUGCUGUCUCAUCACAUGCUGAGUAUUGGUGGCAUGGUGCUCGUGCUGGGGCUCGGCAAGUCAGCCACCGAAAUCAAUGCCAUUGUCUUUGUCAGCGAGAUCACCAAUCCGCUGCUGCAGGCUCGCUGGUUCCUGCGGGAAACCGGGCGCUACCACAGCUUCAUUGGGGAAGUGGUGGAUUUCUCCUUUGUGGCUCUCUUUAUGGUGCUGCGGAUUGGGGUGGGAGGCCAGAUCAUGUAUUCUGUGAUCAUCUCAUCCAGCCCCAUAUGGCUACUCAAGGCUGGAGGCCUGGCUAUGUACAUAGUGUCCCUGGGGUUCAUGAUCGAAAUCUGCAGCUUUGCUAGGAGAAAAGUGUUGAAAAAGUACAAUGCCUGGAGGAGUGUGAGUGGCAGGGUUGUGCCCCUGAAAACCAAUGGACAUCUGACACCUCAUUAA